This is a messenger RNA of Vicia villosa (hairy vetch), 663 nucleotides long. RefSeq lists its product as uncharacterized. The record is from RefSeq and is a predicted model, not a curated record. The coding region runs from base 1 to 663 and encodes 220 amino acids. Lineage: Eukaryota; Viridiplantae; Streptophyta; Magnoliopsida; Fabales; Fabaceae. The transcript has a single exon.
AUGGCUCCAUCUAAACCCCCAAACCCUUCAUCUAAAGAGAUUUUGGAUGAAGCCAUUCAAAUCUCCACUCUCCAUAUCAAUAAUGCUUUGGCUGAAAAUCAAGAGCAAAUGGAUGUUAGGUUUGCACAAUUUUCAGCAGCAUUGGCACAACAAGUGGGUGAAAUACAUUCAAGGCUGGAUAAUGAAAAAGAUGAGGAAGAUUCUAGGUUUGAAUCCCUCAUGGCUGCCCUUGCUAAGAUUUCGGUACAGCCAUUAACUCUUGCUGCUGCUGUUGCUGCGCAGACUGCGAGUUCUUCGGGCAUGGAGGUAAAUUCUUCUACCAUUUCGUUCGGUUCCCCGCCUUUCACUCACGUGCUAACACCGUCUCACUCACCGCUGCGUUCAGCUACCACCCACCACCACCCAGCCACCCAAUCUGCUGUAUACACACCUACAGUUCUUACCACCGUUCCACCAUCCAUAUCCAAACCACACAUGAGCCCACCACCACCUGUUUCCACCGUCCUCACAGCACCCCCCCCCCCCCCACAACCACCUUUCACCAUGUACCCUUCCUACAUGCCACCCCAACUUGUUUUCAUUCCCCAUAAUCUCCCUAAUCCUUUUCCCCCACCUGACCCAUUUCAAAUUCCAUACCAUAAUAUACCCCCUUACCACCUAUGA